CUAAGCAUAUUAUAUAAUCAAGACUUUCUCUAUAAAUAUGCCAUUUAGGGUUAGGGUUUUUUAAUGAUCUAACUUCAUCCCUCUCCUUGCUCUCGUUUACCUCUCUGCGUUCUCCAAAUUUUCUUUGCUUCUUCCCAGCUUUUGCUUUUGGCUUUCUGAACUCAGAUUGAAAAAAAUAAAAGAAUCAUUUUUUUCUAGAAAAAAAGGAAGCUUCAGAGAAGAAAAAUUUUGAAGGGUCGAGCAUGAGGAAACGACAGGUAGUUGUGAGAAGAGAGGAGCCUUCAAGAACUCCUUUGACGGUGAGGAGUGUGAGAUAUGCAGAGUGCCAAAAGAAUCACGCUGCAGGAGUUGGAGGGUACGCUGUCGAUGGCUGCAGGGAGUUUAUGGCUAGUGGAGAGGAAGGAACAAGUGCAGCACUUACAUGUGCUGCUUGUGGCUGCCACAGGAACUUCCAUAGAAGAGAAGUGGAGACUGAGGUUGUUUGCGAAUGCUCGUCGCCACCUUCAAAUGGGAACUAAGAAAUAGCAGUGCCUGUACAUGGAGGUUUAAUUAUGGCUUAUUGUUAUGUAUCAAUUGACUUGCUAUUUUGGAUAUUUGCAUGUGCUUUGGAAAACUAUUGUGCUUCUUAAGAACAUAGAUAAGUUGAUAUACUCAAUAAAUAUCACUGGUAUAUUUUAAAUUUUGUUUAUAAGAAUUUUUAAUAAAAGUUUGAAAUGAACCAAUCAUAUUUAGUA
Carica papaya (papaya) is the source of this 734-nucleotide messenger RNA. It is a transcript of the gene MIF2, whose product is annotated as mini zinc finger 2. Gene Ontology annotation, molecular function: transcription cis-regulatory region binding; DNA-binding transcription factor activity. Gene Ontology annotation, biological process: regulation of developmental process; regulation of DNA-templated transcription. NCBI's taxonomy places the organism in Eukaryota, Viridiplantae, Streptophyta, Magnoliopsida, Brassicales, Caricaceae. Gene Ontology annotation, cellular component: nucleus. The record is from RefSeq and is a predicted model, not a curated record.